Molecule: messenger RNA, 312 nt
Organism: Opisthorchis viverrini
Lineage: Eukaryota; Metazoa; Platyhelminthes; Trematoda; Opisthorchiida; Opisthorchiidae
Exons: 2
Coding region: 1-312 (103 amino acids)
Source: RefSeq, a predicted model, not a curated record
AUGGCGGCAGCAUGGGUUACUGAUUGGAAGUCAUUUGAUGUGGUCAGUGCACCAACUGCUUGGUUAAACCCUGCAUGUUGCCCUCAAGUUCGCGCCUUAUGCAUCGGAGUUAGGCAUCCCAGUAUCAGUGAAGGGCGUGGCGUGGUUGAGCGAGACGAAGUAGUCGAAGAAGAGGAUGACGACGAUGAAGAGCUAGAUGAGGACGACGUGUCUUCGAGUUCAUCUAGAUAUUCUUGCAGUGUCUGUGGUUGUUGUGCCAGUUCCUCUUUGGUUUUGAAUUCGAGAAAUUUACUUCGCGUCGACAAACAGUAG